Molecule: messenger RNA, 1059 nt
Organism: Schistosoma spindalis
Lineage: Eukaryota; Metazoa; Platyhelminthes; Trematoda; Strigeidida; Schistosomatidae
Source: the annotation of a GenBank genome assembly
AUGGAUUACUUAUCUUUCUGCCGUGGUGUACUGAUUGGCGGGUUGAUGGGAGAUUGUUAUGGAUUCGUGUACGAAGGCAAGCCGGCAGUAAAGUUCACCAUUCCUUUAGAACUACUGCAAAGGUCAAUCAAUGGCUUUGAUACUGAACAGUUAAUGUACAGUGAUGAUACACAAAUGAGUCUUGCGAUUCUACGGUCAUUAAGGGCUAGAAAUAGUUUCGAUGCAGAACAUUUGGCUAAAGAGUUCACUACUGACUUCUUUGAAAAUGGAUUACAUAGGUGCUAUGGCGGUUCUGUUGGACGCAUUUUUUCCUCACUUAGGAUGGCAAACUAUAAAGAUCCCUAUGCUCACGCUGCUGAUUUGUUUAAUGGGACAGGAUCAUAUGGUAACGGCGGAGCCAUGAGAAUCGCACCUGCAGCGCUAUAUGGAUUACGAUGUUCUAAACGUGAAUUUGAGGAAAUGAUUAUUGAUGUUACUCGGUUAACUCAUACCAAUCCACUGGCUAUAUGUGGAGCACUUAUACAAGCGUAUGCUAUACAAAUUAUUUUCUCUUUAAUACAUGAUCAUAUACAACUGGAUUAUGUAACUUUCAUCGAUAACUUAUUAGAAAGACUAGAGAAAACAGAAUAUUUUGUAAAUUUCAGGCAACCCAAUUGGUUAGAAGCACUUGAUGCUUAUAAAGAAAAAUUACAAAUAGUUAAAUAUCUCUUGAUAGACGAUAAACAACCAUCAGUUACAAAUAUUGUCGAUCAAUUGGGUAAUGAUUUAAAAGCCAUCAACUCUGUUCCAACCGCAUUAUAUGUAUUUCUGCGCAGUUUAAAACCUAUAGACGGAAUCGAGUUUAAUUCACCUCCUCUACGUUGUAUUGUCUUAUCGAUCGGAUUAGGUGGUGAUACUGAUACUAUUGGUUGUAUGGCUACUGCAUUAGCUGGUGGAUAUGUUGGCAUUCCAUUGGGCAGUAAUUCAACUAUACCAAGAAACAUUAUUACACUUUGUGAAAGUUAUGAAGAAAUUGAAGAAUAUGCUAUUUGGUUAAGUAACAAGCUACAAAUGAAGUGA